Hyla sarda is the source of this 608-nucleotide messenger RNA. It is a transcript of the gene DSTN, whose product is annotated as destrin, actin depolymerizing factor. The coding region runs from base 1 to 546 and encodes 181 amino acids. NCBI's taxonomy places the organism in Eukaryota, Metazoa, Chordata, Amphibia, Anura, Hylidae. Gene Ontology annotation, cellular component: cytoplasm; actin cortical patch; actin cytoskeleton. Gene Ontology annotation, biological process: actin filament fragmentation; cell motility; actin filament severing. Gene Ontology annotation, molecular function: actin filament binding. The record is from RefSeq and is a predicted model, not a curated record. The transcript has 4 exons.
AUGAAUAUUCAAAUUGAGCUGACGGGGCCCACCUCCAGCACGCAAUUCACUCAUAUCUCCGGACCGAAGGCAUCGGGUGUCCGAGUUGAUGAUUCAGUCAUCUACCUGUUCCAAGAUAUGAAGUGCACCAAUCCCAGGAAGUCCAAUAAGAAGGUGGCUUUCUUUUGCUUCAGCAGUGAUGAGAAAUCCAUCAUUGUGGACCCAGAUAAAGAAAUUUUGAUAGAUGACAAUACUAAUUUUUUUCCACGUUUGAAAGCAAUGUUUCCUCUAGACAAAUGUUGUUAUGUCCUGAUGGAUAUUCACUAUAUUACUCAAGAAACAGGAAAAGACGAAUUGAUUUUUGUCAUGUGGGCUCCAGAGGAUGCACCUAUCAAAGAAAAGUUAAUGUUUGCAAGCUCAAAAAACUACUUAAAAGAAAAAUUUAAAGGCAUCAAGAAAUAUUGGGAGCUUCACAGUCUAGACGAACUCACCAUUGAAGCGCUUGGGGAAAAACUCACUGUGGGACAAAACUCCAAUAUUAAAUCUGUGGAGGGACACCUUUUAUAGAUAUGUAGUGCCAGUAACACACUAGGUGCUUAUAGUGGAUCUAAUCCCUUUUCGGAAAAGAA